Messenger RNA from Opisthocomus hoazin, 2343 nucleotides. The record is from RefSeq and is a predicted model, not a curated record. Lineage: Eukaryota; Metazoa; Chordata; Aves; Opisthocomiformes; Opisthocomidae.
AUGAGGGAGAGAAGAGAGCAAAUACCGUGUUUGGAUCCUAAAUACGGGUUUUCUGUGUUCCUGAAUAUAGGCUUCUGUGGCACUGUGUUUCUUAACUGGUAUGCUGCUAGCGCAGGAACUGUUCUUAUCAGAAGCAGUAGUGGCCAGCUAAUGCUAGUAUCUCAACAAGCAAUAGCACGAGCACAGAGUCAGCCACAAAAUAACACAAACGUGAGACCAUCUGUACCGACCAGCACACCUACAAUCAGAAUAUGUCCUGUACAGAACUCUGGCACCCAGUUACUAAAGAAAGAAGCAGCUACUCCUGUGAAAACAUUAUCUCAAACAACAAAUGCUGCGGCUUCUGUUCAGCCACCUACUGUAAUGCAGCCAGCAGCUGCAACAGCUAGUGUUACUACAGUUACUGCUGUAAAGCCUUUGAGUACUGGAACACCUGUAAAACUUCCAGUUACAGGACCACCUGCACAAGCUAUCUCCCAAAAGGCAGUCUCUGUGAAAGCAGAGGGCACAACAGUGGCAGAGACCAGUGCUUCUACAGAGAUGUUAGAGAAUGUGAAGAAAUGCAAGAAUUUUCUUGCCACGCUAAUAAAACUGGCAUCUAGUGGACCUCAAGCCCCCGAGAUGGGGCAGAAUGUGAAGAAUCUGGUGCAAAAUCUACUGGAAGCAAAAAUUGAACCAGAAGAAUUUACAAAAAAGCUAUACAUAGAACUCAAGUCGUCUCCACAACCGUAUUUAGUUCCUUUUCUCAAGAAAAGCAUGCUUGCCUUACGGCAGCUCAUGCCCAAUGCUCAGAGCUUUAUCCAGCAGUGUAUGCAGCAGCCAGCUCCAACCCAAGAAGCUGUUUCCACUUGUACCUCUGCAGCACCAGCUCUUUCAAUAGCAGUGGCAACCUCGGCUGUAGCAACAACUUCUCUUCCAGUUGUAAAACCAGUGUCUGCGUCUGUAACAGUCACAGCCUCUCCGGUUAUAAAGCCAGUCCUUGUCAGUGCGUCGACGACAGCUUCUCUGCAGACGGUGAGGCCGGUUCCUGCCUCUGCAGUGGUGACAGCAUCUCUUCGUCCUGCCACUUCAGCCCUCACCACAACAGUAGCAACGUCAGGGCUGACUGCUAUCCAAACUGUCAAGCCAGUCUUCACCUCUGCGGUAGUAGCAUCUUCUCUCCAGUCUGCAAAGCCACUGCUGGUCUCCACAGUGGCACCUUCAGCAACAACCCCUCUCCACCCUCUGAAACCAGUCAUUGGAACCCCAAUCAGUAUUAAAAUCUCGCAGCCGAACUCCAUCGUUGGGCAGUCAGUGGGUGCUCAGCAGGUGGUUAAAGUGAAACAGUUGGUAGUCCAGCAACCAUCAGGAACUGUUGUAAAGCAAGUAUCCACACUCCCGCAACCCUCAGCGCUGACCCUGCAGACAUCUGCUGAGAAAAGGAUGCCGCUGAAUACGCUUGUUCAAACUAGCCAAUUUCCUGCAGGUUCCAUUCUGAAACAAAUUACCCUGCCAGGAAAUAAAAUUCUGUCGCUUCAAGCAUCUCCUCUUCAGAAGGCUAAAAUAAAAGAGAAUGGAGCAACAUCCUUCAGAGAUGAAGAUGACAUAAAUGAUGUGACUUCUAUGGCUGGGGUCAAUCUUAACGAGGAGAAUGCGUGCAUUUUAGCAACCAACUCUGAGCUCAUUGGUACAGUGAUCCGCUCUUGUGCAGAUCAACCUUUUCUCUCCUCAGAAGUGCUUCGGGAGAAGAUCUUGAACAUAGGUAAAAGGCAUGACAUUAUGGAACUUAACUCUGAUGUUGUGAACUUGAUCUCCCACGCUACACAGGAGAGAUUACGAGGGCUCCUAGAAAAACUAACUGUAAUUGCUCAGCACAGAGUAUCAACCCACAAGGGGAGUGAUAGGUACAUCGUAUCUAGUGACACCAGAGCACAGCUGAGAUUUCUUGAAAAGCUUGAUCACCUAGAAAAGCAGAGAAAGGCUGAAGAGGAACGUGAAAUGCUGCUUCGAGCAGCCAAGAGCCGUUCCAAUAAAGAAGAUCCAGAGCAACUGCGGUUAAAGCAGAAAGCAAAAGAGAUGCAACAAUUGGAGCUAGCACAAAUGCAACAAAGAGAAGCCAACCUUACAGCUUUGGCAGCCAUUGGACCAAGGAAGAAGAGACCGUUGGAUUCAUCAAACAUUGGAUCUGGGCUGGAGGGUUUGAACGGCAGUGGACUUGCUCCUGGAUCAUCAGGUUUUAGCCUUACGAAACAGCUGCUCUGUCCAAGAAUAACCCGUGUCUGUCUCAGGGACUUGAUAUUCUGCAUGGAACAAGAGAGGGAGAUGAAGCAUUCUCUGACCUUGUACCGUGCUCUUCUGAAGUGA